Molecule: messenger RNA, 2056 nt
Organism: Myripristis murdjan (pinecone soldierfish)
Lineage: Eukaryota; Metazoa; Chordata; Actinopteri; Holocentriformes; Holocentridae
Gene: mybphb
Product: myosin binding protein Hb
Exons: 14
Coding region: 37-1668 (543 amino acids)
Molecular function (GO): protein binding
Source: RefSeq, a predicted model, not a curated record
GACUUACUAAGUUGGGAUUUAGCUGCAACCUCCAACAUGCCGGCCAAACCUGCCCCAAUCAAGAAGGCGGCAAAGAAAGAACCAGCCAAGAAGGAGGAGAAGCCCAAGGAGCCGGAACCAGCCCCCGCUCCGGAGCCCGCUCCGGAGCCCGCUCCCGCUGAGGCCGCCCCAGCCCCCGCUGAGGCUCCACCCGCAGAGGAAGCCCCGGCCGAGGCGGCGGCACCUGCCGAGGCACCCGCCGAGCCCGCCCCUCCACCCCCACCUGCUGCUGCAGACCCAGCUGCUGAGGGAGCUGCCCCCGCUGACCCCGCUGCUGACCCCACAGCACCUGUUGAUGCUGAAGCUGCUGAAAACGCUGAACCUGCUGAGGCACCUGAGCCAGAAGAGCCUAAACCUCCUACGCCUCCUCCACCCCCGCCCAAAGAGCCCACAAGUGCCCCCCUCGAUCUGUUUGUGGAGGAUAAGAACGACACUUCAGUGACUAUCAUCUGGAGUCAGCCAGAGACCAUUGGAGACUCUGGUCUGGAUGGAUACACCAUUGAAGUCUGCAAGGAUGGAACUGAGGACUGGAAAGCAGUCAAUGAGGAUCUCCAGAAGUCCUGCCGCUACGUCAUCAAGAACCAGACCACUGGCGACCGUCUGAAGAUCCGCGUGGUGGCUGUGAACGCCGGAGGCCGCAGCCCCCCUGUUUCCCUCCCUGAGGCCGUCCUGGUGAAGGAGGUUGCAGACCGCCCCAAAGUCCGUCUGCCUCGUUUCCUCAGGCAAAGAUACGUUGCGCAUGUUGGAGAAAAGAUCAACCUUACAAUCCCCUUCACUGGCAAACCCAAACCAGUGGUCACCUGGACAAAGAAUGGUCAGCCUCUUGACAAAAAGAGGGUCAACAUCCGCAGCACUGAGAGAGACAGCAUCCUGUUCAUCCGCGCAUCAGAGAGAGAGGACUCUGGCGUGUAUGAGAUGUGUGUGAAGGUGGACGACUUUGAUGACAAGGCCAGCCUCACCCUUCAGAUUGUUGAGCUGCCAGGGCCACCAGCCAGUGUAAAGAUUGUGGAUACCUGGGGUUUCAAUGUUGCCCUGGAAUGGACUCCACCCAGCGAUAACGGAAACACAGACAUCACAGGUUACACAAUCCAGAAGGCCGACAAAAAGACUGGAGACUGGUUCACUGUGCUGGAGCAUUACCACAGACUCAAUGCCACCAUCUCUGACCUCAUCAUGGGCAACACCUACAAGUUCAGAGUGUUUGCCGAGAACAAGUGUGGCAUCAGUGAGGGCGCCGCUCUCACAAAGGACGAAGCCAAGAUCCUGAAGACAGGUAUUGAGUACAAGGCUCCCGAGUACAAGGAACACGACUUCAGCGAAGCUCCCAAGUUCACCACCUCUCUUGGUGACAGAGCCACAACUGUUGGCUACAGCACCAAGCUGCUCUGCUCUGUCAGGGGAUACCCAAAACCCAAGAUUGAAUGGAUGAAGAACCAGAUGAUUAUUGGAGAUGACCCCAAGUUUAGGCAGAUCUGCGUCCAGGGUAUCUGCUCUCUGGAGAUCCGUAAGCCUGGUAACUUUGACGGUGGAGUGUAUGCCUGCAGAGCCAAGAAUGAUCACGGAGAGGCCACUGUCAGCUGCAAGCUGGAGGUCAAACAGCCAGCAGUUGCAGAUGCAGACAAGAAAUAGAUCACUACACUCAUUCUUACAGUCCCAAAUUAGGAGCAGUGCGAGUGAGGUCUUUACAGCCAAAGGAGGGUGCUGGAUUCCUGGAAGAACAUGUAUAUAUGGCUGGUGAACACACUAUCAAAUGGCUGUUGUCUCUGACCCCUUGCUGCAUGUUAUCCCGUAUUUAUGAUGAUGACUCAUUUCUGUCUUUUGCUGACAAUACAUAUUUAAGUCCGUAUCCAUGUCCAAACACAGCUCAUUUCCCAGCAACUGUCUAUGGUGGCUAAAUGAUCAUGUUUGCCAUAUCCCUAACUACAGUAGUGUAUCAUCCUGUCAGUUUUACAGCAUAAAUUUACUGUUCCUCAUAUGAGAGCAAUGUAACAGCAAAGUGUUUAUACCAAUAAAUAUU